GGGCCCAGCGCACCGGCAGAUCGGAGCGCGCCGCCAGCCACCCCGGAGCCCUCGGCCUCGCUCGGCGUCCCCGGCUCGCAGCACUCAGCCAUGAAGCCGCCCACGGCACAGGGCAGCUCCGCGGCCGCCGUGGCAGCAGCCCCGGCUUUGGACUCGGCGGCCGCCGCCGACCUGACGGACGCGCUGUGCGAGUUUGACGCGGUGCUGGCUGACUUCGCGUCGCCCUUCCACGAGCGCCACUUCCACUACGAGGAGCACCUGGAGCGCAUGAAGCGGCGCAGCAGCGCCAGCGUCAGCGACAGCAGUGGCUUCAGCGACACAGAGAGUGCAGAUUCGCUGUACAGGAACAGCUUCAGCUUCAGUGACGAAAAGCUGAAUUCCCCGACAGACGCCGGCCCCGCCCCGCUCUCUCCCACUGUCCCUCCUCGGAGAGCCAAAUUAGGAGACACAAAGGAGCUGGAAGACUUCAUUGCCGAUCUGGACAGAACAUUAGCAAGUAUGUGAAGCAAGGAGUUCUGGCUCUCGUGUCAUCAAAGAGGAGCGCCAGGGAGCCAGGAGAGCCUGGGAGAGCCAGCUCCAGGGACGGUGGCAGAGCGGGUGAGAUGACUUCACCUCCAAGUCAGCCCUUGCACCCCUCUCCUGGCCCGGGUGAAACUGACUUUGUUUACCUGCUUGCAGCAUGUUAGAACACUUGAUCCAGCCUAAUAUUGUGUUUUAAAACAUGGCUUUCCUAUAACUUAAAGUGCUUUUAUGAAAAUAUUUGUAAUUAAUUAUAUAGAGUUGGAAAUAGUGAUAAGCUUUUCCCAUUAUAAUAUAUUUUUGUAUACAAAUAAAAUUUGAACUGAAA
Ochotona curzoniae (black-lipped pika) is the source of this 847-nucleotide messenger RNA. It is a transcript of the gene RGCC, whose product is annotated as regulator of cell cycle. Bases 91 to 504 code for a protein of 137 amino acids. The transcript is spliced from 5 exons. Gene Ontology annotation, biological process: regulation of cell cycle. Gene Ontology annotation, cellular component: cytoplasm. Lineage: Eukaryota; Metazoa; Chordata; Mammalia; Lagomorpha; Ochotonidae. Gene Ontology annotation, molecular function: protein kinase binding; protein kinase activator activity. The record is from RefSeq and is a predicted model, not a curated record.